UGGACGCGCGCCGAGUUCCGCGCGUGGGCGGAGGGGCUCGCCGCCGAGCACGGCUACUCCGUCCGCUUCGACGGCGUCGGCGGCGGCGCGUGGGACGAGGAGCGGCAGCCUGGCGCGCCCUGCCACGGGCCGGGGCCCUCCUCGCAGGUCGCCAUCUUUGAGCGGCCGGGGCUGCGAGAGCAGAUGUGA
Messenger RNA from Emiliania huxleyi CCMP1516, 189 nucleotides. RefSeq lists its product as hypothetical. The annotation marks the transcript as partial. Lineage: Eukaryota; Haptophyta; Isochrysidales; Noelaerhabdaceae. Gene Ontology annotation, cellular component: nucleus; cytoplasm. Gene Ontology annotation, biological process: RNA methylation; piRNA processing; siRNA processing. Gene Ontology annotation, molecular function: O-methyltransferase activity; RNA methyltransferase activity. The record is from RefSeq and is a predicted model, not a curated record. The transcript has a single exon.